AUGAUUCGUGACUACAGCAACAGACAACUCGGUUACGCGAACGAUAAGAUUCCCACUAUCACUGGUAUAAUGAAGCAGCUCUCAGGAGAUCCUACCAACGACUUUCUCAAGUUUGGAUUCAUGCCGCAGCGAGUCGCUCGUGAUAUGCUUUGGGAAUCAGGCGGUGGACAAGGCACAACGCCCUUGACUCAACGAGUCGAUGCGGACAACCAGGUGAUCAAAGAUCCGCCCUCUGGUCAUGGGUGUACUGGAACGGAUCCAUCGAUUUCGAAAGCUACCUAA
Molecule: messenger RNA, 282 nt
Organism: Fusarium odoratissimum NRRL 54006
Lineage: Eukaryota; Fungi; Ascomycota; Sordariomycetes; Hypocreales; Nectriaceae
Exons: 1
Coding region: 1-282 (93 amino acids)
Source: RefSeq, a predicted model, not a curated record